UUAAGUAUUUGAGUAUUAUGGAUUACAUGAAUCAUACUUCUCCUCUUCAGUUUAUCCUUAUUGGACUGUCCACAAAUAGUUAUCUACAGAGUGUAUAUUUUGUUAUAUUUUUAAUAAUGUACAUAGUCACAGUUGUAGGUAAUGCCCUUAUCAUCAUAGUGGUCAGAGUUGACAGCAGACUUCAUACCCCAAUGUACUUUUUCCUUAGUAACCUUUCAUUCAUUGACCUCUGCUUUUCUUCCACCAUUGUGCCAAAACUCUUAGUCAUUACCUUAACCAAAGACAAGAGUAUUUCUUUUCUAGGCUGUGCAACCCAAAUGUAUUUCCACUUGGCUUUAGGAGGAACUGAAUGUGUCAUUUUGUCCAUCAUGGCUUUUGAUAGGUACAUGGCUAUCUGCAAUCCCUUACGGUACAACACUAUUAUGAACAAGCAGCUCUGUAUUCAAUUGGCGGUUGGCACAUGGUGCGCUAUCUUUGUGAACUCCAGCUCUCAUGCGUUCUUUACUUUCCAGCUGCCAUACUGUCGGUCAAAUCAUGUUGACCACUACUUUUGUGAAAUGCCCCCUCUCUUCCGGUUGUCUUGCAAGGAUACUUUAUUGAACGAAAUAGCUGUAUAUGUUUCCGGGGGACUUGUUGCCCUUUGUGCUUUUGCUCUGACGCUUAUGUCUUAUGUUCAAAUUAUUUCCACCGUCCUGAAGAUUCGGUCCACUGGAGGAAGACACAAAGCUUUCUCUACUUGUGCCUCGCACCUUGCUGUAGUUUGCCUAUACUAUGGGGCCAUUUCCUUCAUGUACAUGAGACCUCGAAACAGCUACUCACCAAACAAAGACAGGGCAGUGUCAAUCCUCUAUACAGUAGUGACUCCAAUGGUAAACCCCAUAAUUUAUAGCAUAAGAAACAAGGAGGUCAAAGGAAGUUUGAAGAAAAUGAUUAUUUCAAAAAUGAAGUCUUAAUUUUCAUCUAUAGGUGCCAAAUGCUAGGCUUUAAA
This is a messenger RNA of Rana temporaria (common frog), 988 nucleotides long. Its product is annotated as olfactory receptor-like protein OLF3. Gene Ontology annotation, cellular component: membrane. Bases 18 to 953 code for a protein of 311 amino acids. Gene Ontology annotation, biological process: G protein-coupled receptor signaling pathway. Gene Ontology annotation, molecular function: olfactory receptor activity; G protein-coupled receptor activity. The transcript has a single exon. The record is from RefSeq and is a predicted model, not a curated record. NCBI's taxonomy places the organism in Eukaryota, Metazoa, Chordata, Amphibia, Anura, Ranidae.